AAUGACUCAAAUUUCAAUUCCACUUUCCCCUAAUCUAAAAACGAAUUUCUCGCAGAUGUGAAUGGAGAAACCACGUAAUCUAUGUCUGCGCUCCCUCUGCUUCUUCUUCAUCGUAAUCUCCGCUUCAUCUUCAUCUCCUGCACUUCGCGGAAUUCAUCCCCUCGACGCCAAAUACUUCGAUUCAGAGGUGAUCCAAUGCAAGGAUGGUUCCAAUUCCUUUACCAAACACCGUCUCAACGACGACUUCUGUGAUUGCGUUGACGGCACUGAUGAGCCUGGUACCUCGGCAUGUCCUGAGGGUAAGUUCUAUUGUAGGAAUUUUGGAAGUCAGCCAAGCUUUUUGUUUUCAUCUCGCGUCAAUGACCAUAUUUGUGAUUGCUGUGAUGGGAGUGAUGAAUUUGAAGGUGUGGUUCAUUGCCCCAAUACAUGUAUCAUGGGAGGUAGUAUCGAAUACAAUACUGAAUUACACCGGACUUCUAAUACUGUUCAGGAAAAAGAAACCACAUCAAAUGGAAGAUUGGACAUGAUUCAGAAUCCAAAAGAUUUGAAGGUUUUGGCAUUCCUACAGUUAAUCGUCGUUUUUGUGUGGGGUUUGUGGCUCUUCUAUCGGCGUGCCAAGUCAAGAAAACGAUGAUCUUAUGUGUGAUCAACUAUUGCUUUAUUAAGGUUGUGAUAAAGAUAUUACCCUCUAAUGAGCCAUUUUACCAAUAUCUGGCAUGUGUAUGAAUCUGUUGUCUGAUCUAGGUCGUGAUAAAGAAAGGCACUUGCACCAGUUUGUAAUAUAGGUGAUGAAAACGUUGUCAAAUUUGUACAUGAACCUGGAUGGUACUGAGAUAUGAUAUGUCUUUGGAGAA
Messenger RNA from Beta vulgaris subsp. vulgaris (sugar beet), 854 nucleotides. Its product is annotated as glucosidase 2 subunit beta. Gene Ontology annotation, cellular component: glucosidase II complex. NCBI's taxonomy places the organism in Eukaryota, Viridiplantae, Streptophyta, Magnoliopsida, Caryophyllales, Amaranthaceae. The coding region runs from base 62 to 634 and encodes 190 amino acids. Gene Ontology annotation, biological process: N-glycan processing. The transcript is spliced from 5 exons. The record is from RefSeq and is a predicted model, not a curated record.